GCGUCGCCAUGGAUGAAAGGCAGAUGGUUCUGGUUGUUCUCUUUGGACUUUUUUCCUGGGAUCUCUGCUCCAUUUCUGCUUCAAUGCUGGAGACGAUUGUUCGACCUGGAGACAACAUCACCCUCUAUUGUGACUGCAGGCCGUCCACUGGAGUAUAUAUAGUCUGGUUUAGAAACUGCUCCCAUCAACACCAACCUACACUUGUAAUUAAGGCACAUAAAACCUCUAGAGAAAAGGAAAACUUACAUCAUCCUCGUUUUACAUUUUUAAAGAACCAGUCGUCCGACACGUAUGACCUGCUGAUCAUAAACGUCACUGAUUCUGAUGAAGGACUUUAUUACUGUGGAACAUUUGAACCAAAGUGGACUGAAAAUGUCUACGUCUACGGAAACAUCACCACAAGGAUCAAACUCUAUGCAGGGUCUGGUUUCCUGCAUCAGAACAUUUCCAGACCAGUGGAGGAGUGUGGUUCGUGCUGGAAGCUGCUGUUCUCUGUCUGUCCUGCUGUUUCUCUGCUCUCAGCUCUCUUCUCCUCACUGCUGGUCUACCUGCUUUGCCUGAAGAAAGCAAACAAUGAAGCUGAAAAUAAGAGAUGUGACAUUUCAAGGCAAACAGAAGGAGCUCAGGAUGAAAAUGUUUGUUAUGCUGCCCUGGAAAUCCAUCCGCCAUCACAAAGGACGAAGAGGAAGAGGACGAUCCAAAGUUCAGAUUUCAGUACAUACUCUGCCAUCAAGACAUGAGGAGAUUCAUAUUUAACACAGAAGUCUUAUUUCAGCUUUGUCUUAUUUCUAUUUACAUCUCUGUUCAUCAGUGAAGCUCUUUUCAAACCAGCAAUGACCUUUGCAGGCAGAGCUGCUGUUGCUGCAUGUUUUUAAUUAAAUGUCUAACUUUCAUUGUAGACGUCUUGAGUUCCUCUCUGAGACAGCUUAGUCAAAAACAGCAGCGAAGCUCCGACACGCCGUACCCUACUACUCUAAUACUGGUUCUAUAUUUCAGUUUGCAGAAGCUCUAGUUACAUUAAAAUUAG
Molecule: messenger RNA, 1027 nt
Organism: Cyprinodon tularosa
Lineage: Eukaryota; Metazoa; Chordata; Actinopteri; Cyprinodontiformes; Cyprinodontidae
Exons: 5
Coding region: 9-740 (243 amino acids)
Biological process (GO): response to bacterium
Source: RefSeq, a predicted model, not a curated record